AUGAAGGUCACCUUCAAGGAUCUCAAGCAACAAAAGUUUACACUCGACGUCGAGCCUUCUGAGCUGAUUUCUGCCGUCAAAGAAAAGAUUUCAGCUGAGAAAGGAUGGGAGCCCAAGCUGCAGAAGCUGAUCUACUCUGGCAAGAUUCUAAAGGAUGAAGAGACUGUUGGCUCCUACAACAUUGAGGAGAAGGGCUUUGUGGUCUCUCGCAAUAGCCUAAGCCCAAGCCCGAACCCAAGGCGGCCGAAUCCAGUGCUCCUCCUGCCACACCCGCCCAAGCCUGCGGCCCCUGCGGCCCCUGCGCAAUCUUCAUCUCAUCAGGCUGCUGUCCCCGCGACACCUACUCCUCAGCGCUCUGUGGAUGCUGGAACUGGUGCUCAAGCUGAGGAGCCUUCCGGCCUUGCUAUGGGAUCCCAGCGCACCGAGGCGAUCGCAAACAUGGAGGCCAUGGGCUUUGAAAGAAGCCAGAUCGAAGCGGCCAUGCGCGCUGCCUUUAACAACCCUGACCGUGCUGUCGAGUAUCUACUUAAUGGCAUUCCCGACAAUAUCCGACAAGAGCAGCAGCAGCGUGAGGCUGCUCCUGCGGCUCCUGCUUCACAACCAGCUCAACCCGCCGCUCCCGCCCAAGGUGCAUCUGAUGAGGGUGGCGUGAAUUUGUUCGAUCUUGCUGCUCAACGUGGAGGCUCUGGUGGCCGAGGAGGAAAUGGAGGGAACCAGGCGGCGGCAGCCGUAGCCGCUGCCGCUGCAGCUGGGCAAGGUGGUGAUUUGGGCAACCUCGACUUUCUGCGACACAAUGCUCAAUUCCAGCAACUCCGCCAGGUUGUUCAGCAACAACCGCAGAUGCUUGAGCCAAUUCUUCAGCAGCUUGGAGCCGGCAAUCCUCAACUGGCCGAGUUGAUUGCUACGAAUCCAGACCAAUUUCUUCAACUUCUCGGUGAAUAUGCCGAUGACGACACCCCCCUACCCCCUGGGGCUCAGGCCAUUUCGGUCACUGAGGAGGAACGAGAUGCUAUCGAGAGGCUGUGCCGCCUAGGAUUCGAUAGAGAUCAGGCCAUUCAGGCCUAUUUUGCCUGCGACAAGAACGAAGAACUCGCUGCUAACUUCCUCUUUGACCAACCGGAGGAUGACGAGCCUGCCCCCAACAACAACUAA
Messenger RNA from Fusarium subglutinans, 1152 nucleotides. RefSeq names its product UV excision repair Rad23. Gene Ontology annotation, molecular function: proteasome binding; damaged DNA binding; polyubiquitin modification-dependent protein binding. Gene Ontology annotation, biological process: proteasome-mediated ubiquitin-dependent protein catabolic process; nucleotide-excision repair. Gene Ontology annotation, cellular component: nucleoplasm; cytosol. The record is from RefSeq and is a predicted model, not a curated record. Bases 1 to 1152 code for a protein of 383 amino acids. The transcript is spliced from 7 exons. NCBI's taxonomy places the organism in Eukaryota, Fungi, Ascomycota, Sordariomycetes, Hypocreales, Nectriaceae.